Macrosteles quadrilineatus (aster leafhopper) is the source of this 1285-nucleotide messenger RNA. Its product is annotated as DNA replication complex GINS protein PSF3-like. The transcript has 5 exons. The record is from RefSeq and is a predicted model, not a curated record. Gene Ontology annotation, biological process: mitotic DNA replication initiation. Lineage: Eukaryota; Metazoa; Arthropoda; Insecta; Hemiptera; Cicadellidae. Gene Ontology annotation, cellular component: GINS complex. Bases 262 to 870 code for a protein of 202 amino acids.
AUUGUUUUUUUUUUCGUUUUUUACCAUUUCACGUUGUCAAAACUCGAAAUAGGUACCGUUCUUCUGUUAUGUUAUGUUGUUAUGUCGUAAAUUCUGAUCUGAAGUGUUGUUUCUUAUUUCGUUGUUUGUUGUUUGUUGAUGCCGUUGACGAAUUCUGCUUUUUUACUUUUUAGUUUACACCUUCAGUCUGAAUUGUUCACAUUCAAGUUAAGGUAGUUCGUGAUAAAAAUUGUUAGUUUUUUUGGAAGGGUAAACUUCAUAAUGAUCAACUUGUACAGAUACAAAUCUCAUUAUUUUUCAAUUGAAAAUAUUUUGGCCUCUCAAGAAAGGGUUCCUUGUAAAUUUACAAAGAAGAUUUUAAACAUGGGCCAUCUAGAUCCCAGUUCGGAGACUAAAGACAUGGAGCAAGGAACAUCACUAGAGUUGCCUUACUGGAUUGUCAAAACGUUGUCCAACAGGGAAGUCAAUGUUCUUGAAGUUGAACCUCCAAAAAUAUUUAAAGAAAACUAUAGGGACAUCUUAAAGGCUGAUGCAAAUGUUGUGGAUCUGCACAAAAUGUGCAAGUUUUUCUACCAGUUCGGCAAACUGCUUUCCUAUAUCGAGACCUGGAAUGGGAGAGAAAUCCGCAAUAUGCUUGUGGAGACUUUCCGCAACAGAUUCCGUCAGUUGAUGGACUGGGCUCAGAACAUGUCAGCUGAUCAACAAAUCCUGGAUACAUUGGACCAUCUUGAGAAACAGGUGUUAACCCACGCUCGCGAAGCUCAAGCUAGACAAGACAGCUGGUUGGCCUGCGGAGUCAGUAUGAUCGUAGCAGCAGAAAUGAUCGUCAACCACAAGAAACGGAAACUGUCAGCUCUUGAUCUACGAUAGGUUAGAUUUUAGAAAGCUUUUAAGUAUUUGUAAUUGAGUUUUAAAAAGAAGAAGUGUACAGUUUUUUUAUGCUGAAAUUAUGAGCUUUAGUUAGGGUUGUACUAGUUUCAAUUAAACAUUGUUUGAUCUAUUGUAAUACAAGAAGUCUGAGAUGGGUCAGAUUAAAUGAAAAAUCCAAAUUUCUCUUGAACUAAACCAAAUUUACUAAGGCAAUAACCAGUGUUAUGAGCAUAUACUGCCCAUUGUAACUUUCCACGGUCACGAUAAACUGGAAACAUUUCUGCUCCUGUGUUAAUUGUUGUAACCAGGUUUUAAAUACAAUAUUCUGUGCUGCAGUAAUGAUUUUUUUUUAAAUUUAACAUACUUUUUCCUACAGUUACCUAACAAUGUAAUGUUCUCUCACUGAUUUGAGAAA